CCACGCCUCUCGGGCGCCCGCCCCAGCUCCGCCGCCAUGUGACCCUGCUCCCUUUCCCUCUCCUCCCCUUGGCCCAGCCUGCCUGGCCUCCCUCCCUCCCUCCCUCCGCGCCGCUCCGGCCCCCGGCGAAGGACCCGGAGCCCCCGCGGCCCGUCCGCGUCCACCUCCCGAGGCAGCGGAGCCGGGCCUGAGCCGCGUUCCGAGUCAGCCGUCCGGGGCCGGGCUGGGACGGGCCAGGCAUGGAGAGGAACAGGGUGUUCGUGGUGCUCGACGUGGUGUGCCUUGUGGUCGCUUCUCUGCCCUUCAUCAUCCUGACCCUGGUGAACUCUCCCUACAAGAGGGGCUUCUACUGCAGCGACGACACCAUCCGCUACCCGUACCGCCCGGACACCAUCACGCACGGCCUCCUGGCCGGCGUCACCAUCACCGUCAGCGUGAUCAUCGUCUCGUCGGGCGAGGCCUACCUCGUCUACACAGAGCGCCUCUACUCGCGCUCCGACUUCAACAACUACGUGGCGGCCCUCUACAAGGUCCUGGGCACCUUCCUCUUCGGGGCCGGCGUCAGCCAGUCCCUGACCGACCUGGCCAAGUACAUGAUUGGCCGCCUUCGCCCCAACUUCCUGGCCGUCUGUGACCCCGACUGGUCUCGCGUCAACUGCUCCCUCUACGUGCAGCCCGAGGCCGUGUGCCGAGGGAGCCCCGCCAACGUCACGGAGUCCAGGUUGUCCUUCUACUCGGGCCACUCCUCCUUCGGCAUGUACUGCAUGGUCUUCCUGGCGCUGUACGUGCAGGCCCGUCUCUCCUGGCGCUGGGCCCGGCUCCUGAGACCCACCAUCCAGUUCUUCCUGGUGGCCUUUGCCCUCUACGUGGGCUACACGCGAGUGUCCGACUACAAGCACCACUGGAGCGACGUGCUGACCGGUCUCCUGCAGGGGGCGCUCGUCGCCGGACUGACGGUGCGCUACGUCUCGGACUUCUUUAAGGUGCGCCCCCCGCAGGCCAGUGCCGCCGAGGAGCUGGACCGGAAGCCCAGCCUGGCCCUGAGCCUGACCCUCGCCGAGAGCGACCGGAAUCACUUCAGCUACUCGGGGGGCUCCUGAGCCCCUCCCCCCUCGCCCUCCUGGACGGAGCCCGUGGCCGAGUCCUCGCUGCUCCGUCCCUGGGCUCGGGCCUCCUCGUUAGGGAAGAGCUGCGGAGGGGCCGCGGGGGGUCUCUCCCGCCGCUUCCCAUCCGGGACUCUGGGAGCGAGACGGAGACGGAGGCAGGAAGCCGCGAGGGGAUGCUCCCUCAGCCUGCGGGGGAGGGAAGGGGGUGGGGUCUGGCGGGUGUGGCCCGCGUGGGGGUUUUACCGAAUUAGGACCGCUCCGGGGAAAGGGGGGCUGGUUCCCUUCCUCAGUCCGGGCUGGCCUCGGAGACUGGGAGAAGGAAGGAAGGAAGGGCCCCCUCCCCACCCCAGCGCUUCCCUCCUCUGGAGACCGGCUUCCGCGGCUUCCCGAAAAUUGGCUGGAAAGGAGCCCUGGAGCCCCUCCAUUCGCUUCUCCCCUGCCCUCGUGUGGUCCGGCCAAGCAGGACCCCCGGGGGGAGCAGCAGGACCCCCAGCUCAGCUCCCCGGGCUGCCCUGAAAUUCUUCUCCAAGGUGGCGGGCUGUGGAUGGGAAAGGAGGCCCAGGGCGAGGCAGGGCGGCCGAAGCGCGCCAGGGGGUGGGUGCAGAACGGGGAUUCCUCUCCUCCGCUCCCUAGCCGGGGCAUCCGUCCGCUCAGCGCCCCAGCGCCCUCCUGCCGCCUUCUCUCCGGGGCUGUUCAAGCUUCUUUCUGCUUGGAAAGACAGACUCCCCCAGCCUGAGCCCCUCCAAGGGAUGGGGGAGGGGAGCCUGCCCCCUGCCCCGUCCUUGGGCCUCGGGAAUGAGCCUGGCGGGGUGGGGGUGGGGGGCGCUCAUGCUCCGGAGCUCCCCCCCUUUCCUGCCGGGUCCGCCGGCCUCUGGAUGGGGAUGAGUUCGGGGAGCUCUGAAAAGCCCGCGUUCUGGGAUCCUGGAGAUCCCUUUCUAGGGCCAGAACUUUCCCAUUCUUCAACUCAUUUCCCAUCAACUCAGGCCUAGAGGAAAUGGUCAGCAAAGCCCCUGAAAAAGACCCAGAUUUGGAAGAUCAAAGGUCCUCCAAAAGAAAUGGUUUUUCUAGACUGGCUUUCCAGUAGGAUUCUGGAUCCCCAUUGGAGCCGCGUGUAUCAAACAUGUCUGCUGUAUCUGCUAGGUAACUUUCCGCCCCGAGAUCAGCACAGGGAGAAGAAGGGGAUGGGGGGACACAGCGGGAAGAAAAGCCAGUUAGAGUUCAAACCUGGCCCUGGGCAAGACCUUUCACUUCUGUCUGCCUUAAGGGGAGAUCUUCUCAGCCUCCAUCUUCCAUCCUGAGAGGAUAACAGAACGUCUGUAGAACACUUUCCAGAUUCAAAGGUCCGGAACCCUCCACUCCCUCAGCCAGCCUGAGAGUCUCCCCAUCUGACUGUCCCUGAGGCUGUGGUACUGUGGCCGGAGGGCCCCUGCCAAGUGGCCCAGUUGUUUCUGGUCUGUAACAGUUCUGUUGUCACACAGUCAGGACCUAGAAAAUGGCUUGGAUGGUGUGGCCAGGGGAGUAGGGUUGGUUUGCUGUGUGCUUCCGGGGAGAGCCAAGGAGCUGAGGGAAGCAGGGGCUAACUGGCGGCCCAAGCCAACCUGACUUGGAAUCCAAGUACUGGUACCCCGGCUUUCCCCUUCCCAGCUUCAGGUUCCUAAAAACGCCUGAAGCUUCAGGAAUUAGAGACCAAAAGAAAGAUCAGAGGUGCUUUUCUGGUCCAGGAGCAGGGCAUGACGCAUUUGACCUCUCUAGGGUAAAAGUUGAGUGUGUCUGUGAGUCAGCCAAUCUGACCUCAAUGUGAUCCAUAUGACACACCAGCCCUUCCUCUCUACAUCCUCAGAACUGACAAGAAGGGAUUGUUUAGCCACUGCCUGUAAUAUUUGAACAAAUGCAAAAAUGGGAGUGUGGAGCCUCCAAAGUGUAUUCCCAGGGAAAUUCUACAGUGGACGUUAAAUAGAUAGCGCUUUGUCAAAUAUAGCUCUCGCCCAAAUAACUGGAGCUGCCCCACCAUGGCUAUGUGUUGGAAGCAGUUCUUGAAUCCAAGGUCUUACUGGCUGAUUGAGGUCAUUUCUCUUCCACUUCCUACUUGAGUGAUUUUAUUAUUUUUUUUACACAUAUGAAACAGGCCAGCUUGUGGCUAACACACUGAUGGUGAUUAGUGUGCCGGACCUGAAUUCAAAUCCAGACCCUGGUACUUGCUAUAUGGCACUGGAGCAAAUUUGCUAACCUCUGUCUUCCACAGUUUCCUUAUCUGUAAAAUAGGGAUAAUAAUCGCACCUACCUCUUCCCAGGGUGGUUGUGAGAACAGAAUGAAAUAAUUAUUGUAAAGUGCUUAAGAGUUAUAUAAAUCAGCAGUUUUGUUGAUGCUUUUAUA
Messenger RNA from Sarcophilus harrisii (Tasmanian devil), 3480 nucleotides. RefSeq names its product phospholipid phosphatase 2 (gene PLPP2). NCBI's taxonomy places the organism in Eukaryota, Metazoa, Chordata, Mammalia, Dasyuromorphia, Dasyuridae. Bases 240 to 1100 code for a protein of 286 amino acids. Gene Ontology annotation, biological process: signal transduction; phospholipid dephosphorylation; phospholipid metabolic process. Gene Ontology annotation, molecular function: phosphatidate phosphatase activity. The transcript has 6 exons. The record is from RefSeq and is a predicted model, not a curated record.